ACUGUUCCGGUCCCCUCUGCCUGAUGGUCUCAUAUACUUACGAGUUCUCACAUCGAUAUAACGCCAGUCUCGCCCGGUGCUUCGUGUAAAUCGGUGAUUCACAGUUGACUUUGGUGAUCAACAAAUUUUUUUCAACAAGUCAUCCAUAAACAGAGAAUGGCGGAUUCAAAUAAAUCAACGCCAAAUUCCGCGAGCAAUCCUCGUCUUGAGGUAAUAGACCGAGUAAAAAAUAUUCCGGUAGUUCAUUCGGCGAUCGAGAAGACGGGCUCUACGUAUGCUUACGUUAAGGAUUCCCAUCAUUUGGUAAAUUGGGCGCUGAGCUUUGCCGAAGCAGGAUUGCAUUAUGCAACCGCCACGGCGGUGCCGCUUACGGCUCCUUUGGCCAAGAAAUUCGAAGGCCAAAUCAGUGCUGUCGACCAGAAGCUAUGCCAAGGGUUAGACAUUGUCGAAGAAAAAGUUCCAAUCGUAAAGAAACCACCUCAGCAGAUUUACGACGCGGCUAAAGCGGUUAUGAGCAGCUCCUUGCAGCCAACCAUUGACAAAUUGAACGCGGCAAAAGAAUCAGCCACGCAACAGGCAUCUACGCUGAAGGAGAUCAGUAUAGCUAAGGCGAACGAGCUUCUAAAUACACAAUGCGGUACCAUAGCUGUACAAGGCAUUGACAACACCAGUUGUCUUGUUAAUCGUCUAUUAGAUUAUUAUUUUCCGCCUGUAGAAGAAGAGGAAGAUGCGCCAACUCCAAUCUCAGCAGACGAGAAUAAAGUGCUUCACGCGGUGCAAACAAUCGGUCAACUGUCGACAAAAACUGCUAAUCGCGUUUAUCAUUCCGUUGCUGCGCAGUUGAGGACAGUGAAGAAGGAAGAUGUGGCGACAUACAUAUCCAGCGUAGUAUCUAUUCUUCAUCUCACGCAUUUUUUAAAUUCUGGUCAAAAGGAGACGGAUGACAACCAGGCAGAUAGCCCAACAGAAAAAAAAGAUGAGGAAAAGAAAUAAGCUCAAAGUCCACUUAAUUCGUUUUCAUCAUCGCAAUUUGAUGUACAAUUUAUAUUAAUCCAUUCACACUGUAGGAUUUUUAAAUAUUUAGAGAAUCAUAAAAUAACGUGCAAAUUUUUCAUUUAAAAAUUUAAUGUGUGUUUUAUAUACAACACUUAUUUUGAAGUUUUUUUAAUAAUUCUUUUAAAAGAAUUUUAUUAAAAAUACGCCAAAAACGCACGAAAAAAUAAUAUUUUUUAUGGGUAAUAUUAUUAGAAUUCUGUGACAAAGUUGAAAAUGAUUUAUUAGCUCUUUCGAAUAUAUGUUUUUAAUAUUCUAUAAUAUACGUAAGUCACAUAAUUCUGUGGUCAACAAUAAGUCAUAUAGUUUUGCCUCCCUAAUAUUUCUUAUGUAAAACUUUUUAUAUUGAUGGAAACUGCAACAAACACACACACACACAUUUCGCUGAUUUAGAAUUAUUUUCACGAGAAACAAAAAUUUUUCUAGUUAUUGGUUAAUACAUAAUAUAUAAACGUAAUUUAAACAUCACGAAACAUAUCAUUUUAAAGGACUGUUACAAAUAUUUAUAAGAAAUAAAAGCAAAUAUAUAUUUUGUAAAACAUUCUGAUAUAUACCAUAUAAAAUAUAAUAUAAAAAAAUGUA
Molecule: messenger RNA, 1635 nt
Organism: Cataglyphis hispanica
Lineage: Eukaryota; Metazoa; Arthropoda; Insecta; Hymenoptera; Formicidae
Product: lipid storage droplets surface-binding protein 2-like
Exons: 4
Coding region: 157-993 (278 amino acids)
Biological process (GO): positive regulation of triglyceride storage; lipid storage
Cellular component (GO): lipid droplet; cytosol
Source: RefSeq, a predicted model, not a curated record